Molecule: messenger RNA, 3044 nt
Organism: Seminavis robusta
Lineage: Eukaryota; Bacillariophyta; Bacillariophyceae; Naviculales; Naviculaceae
Source: the annotation of a GenBank genome assembly
CCAGCAUGUCGCGCUCGAGCGACUCAACCCGUCACUCUCAAGAACCACUUGCGACAGCUUCAGCAAACUACACAGUUCCACAACGACAAACGAUAAGGGCGUUGUUGUCAUUCGAACUAUUGUUUCUUUCUCUAGCUUGAGGGCAGGCGGCGACCAACGAACAGCCGAGGCUUUCCGAAGCAGCAGUAGAAGAAAGAAUCGUAUCAGUGGAGCUGGAGGUAACCCUCCAAGCGGUGGCAUUAUUUCGUUUCCUUGCCGUUGGUCUUGUGACCUUUUCACACGUUCCGUCACCAAGCUUACCAUUUAGUCCGCCACCGCACCACGGAUCACCAUGGCGGAGCCUUACAACGAUGAGGACGGCUACAAUGAUGGUCGUCCCAUGCUAGAUGAAGCUCAGAGCCAGCAAAGUUUGGGCGAGUCUUUUAUUAGUGGCGAAGACUCAGUGGUGCCAGAUAUUCAAAUGUUGAAUCUUCACUGUGCCCGAGCUUUUCCACCACGAAACAGAACUCCAGAAGCCAAAGAAGAAGCAGCAGCCAGUUGGGAGCCUGUACGAGAAUGGCUGAGGACUCGGUCAGCCGAAGAAGUUCGGGCUGCAGCAGAACAGCGAGGAGAUUCUGCCAUGACGGCACUCCAUUUUGCCUGCCGAAAUGCCCCUCCCACCGAUGUGAUUGAUGUAUUUCUCAGUAUUGCAGAAGAUACAGUGCAAUGGCCCGAUUCCUUUGGUUGGUUACCAAUUCAUUAUGCUUGUGCCUGUGGGGCUGAAACUGAAGUCAUCAAACAGUUGGCAGAAGCAUUUCCGGAAUCCAAAACUACGGUUGACCGCCGUGGAAGAACACCUCUUCAUUUUGCUCUGGGAAAUUCUAGCAAGCCAGUAUCUCCGGAUGUGGUUGUACUGCUCAGUAGUUCAGGAGCUGCUGGAUAUGCUGAUGACAAUGGAAUGUUGCCGCUGCACUAUGCAUGUGCCUAUGGUGCCAGUGAAGAAGCGCUGUAUGUUUUGACGGGGGCCUAUCCUGAUGCCAUUACUACCCAGGAUCGCCGCGGCCGAACACCCUUGCAUUUUGCCCUUUCCAAUGCUGGACGUCGUGCUGCCCCUUCUGCUGUUCGCUUGUUGGUUGGUUUCAAUCGAGAUAUUGUAAAUUCACGCGGCGGCUCUUCCAAUCCACUUCGUGUUCUAGCCGAAUUUGCUUCCACAAUCCGUGAAGACGAUGACCAAAAGGAUUCUGUUCACAAAUGUCUGGAGCAUUUGUUGAACGCCGAACCAGAACCCACAGCAGAUUUCUUUACGGCGCUGCAGUCACUGCCUGAUUGGCUGAGUGAACAAGCUGUUGUGAUGGAAGUUGUCCAGACACUUCUCAAUGAGAAGAUUUCCCAGCGAUUCCCAACUGCGGUUUUGAUGGUGGAUGCCUAUGUCCUUGUCAUGGUCAUCAUCACCUACUCUUUCAAUGUACAAACUUCCAUUGAACGAAGAAAUGAAUGCUUGGAUCAAGAAUGUGUCAAAAUUUCAGCGUCUACGUUGAUGCCUCUCUAUCUGGGUGGCUCGUACUUUCUGCUCCGUGAAAUCAUCCAAUUGAUCAGUUUACUCUCUCUGAAGGCCUUCAAUGUCUGGUACACCAACGCAACCAACUGGCUCAACUUGAUCUUUGUCUUCUGCGUCCUCUUUUGGACAGGACACAUGCAGAACGGCACUGCUGAUAACGAUUUCUUCAGGGUUGGAUGCGCAUUCUCGGUCACAGUUCUUUGGACCAAAUUGCUUGGGUAUUUGAGAAAUGUGUUGAUUGACUUUGCUGUCUUUGUUGGUGGUGUAUUCUAUGUGGUCAAUCGCCUUGCAGCCUUCUUGAUCUCUUUGGGUAUCAUUCUGAUUGCAUUUUCACAAAUGUUCUUCACCAUCUUCCUUGAGAGCGACACCUGUCUCAGUCAACCAGAAUUCAAUAAAACAGAGCUGAAUGCAAUCCUCCGUUGCGAGGGAGAGGCACCUACAGAGCCAUUUUGUAAUCGGUGGACUUCAUUCCUACGUGUUUACACCAUGUUGUUGGGGGAAGUUGAUGAGAACGAAUUCUUUUACGAAGGUCGGGCCCAAGGGAUUGCCCUGGCAUUGUUUUUGAUUUUUAUGUUCUUGGUCGUCAUCUUGUUGGCGAAUGUGUUGAUUGCCAUCGUGACAGACAGUUACAAAGUUAUCCAGGACCAGCGUGCUGCCAUUGUGUUCUGGACAAAUCGGUUGGAUUUCGUGGCAGAGAUGGACGCCAUUGCAAAUGGACCUUGGAAAGCAAAAUUGAAAAAGUCGAUGGGAUGGGAAGACGAGGAUGGUAGUGGUGGUGAUGGCGCCGCUAACAACAGCAAUUUCCAAGGUGUUUUUGGAAAAGAGUCAUGGAAACGUCUGAUGGAUUUAUUUGAGGAUGAAAUUGAUGACUCAGUUGUCUCAUUGGAAUACUUUUUGUACACACUACUGCGCGUUUCAGUGGCAGUGAUUGUCAUUCCUUUGUGGAUUUUCUUGGGAGUUGUCACUGCUGGAUGGUUGUGGCCUCCUCAAAUCCGCGAGGCUGUGUUUACCAGUUCUGUGUUCAAGCACACCAAUGAUUCUGAGAGGGAAGACGAACUUCGCAAGAUCCAAGUGAAGAAGUUGGAGCAAGAGGUGAAAGAUCUGAAGGACGAGCUACUGAAGGAGCUAGCAAUGGAUCGGACACAGGUGGUUCAGAUGAAGUCUGUGGUGGCAGAGCGAAAGGUCGAAAUUGCCAAUGAGAUGAAACAUGUGAAGAGGAUUGUGACGAUGCUGUUUGAGCAACUAUCCGGUUUUGGAUAAGACCCAGAUACCAUUUGGCAGGAGAGGAUAUACGAUGCGAGUCAAGAGGUGUAUUUAGGGGGGCUGCCCAUUUCGACUACAUACAUGUUUACAUCUAGCCCUCUCUACUGCAUCUCAUCUAGCUAGUACCGCAGCAAUGCCUGCCAGUCCCUGAACGGAUCUGAUAGCGAGCCUUUGGCCCAGCCAUGAAAUUUGGAGUUAGUACCUAUACUAGUACGCAUGCCCUCGGGCUGCGCUUCUCCCUAUU